This is a messenger RNA of Lichtheimia ornata, 2004 nucleotides long. RefSeq lists its product as uncharacterized. Bases 1 to 2004 code for a protein of 667 amino acids. Gene Ontology annotation, cellular component: nuclear chromosome. The record is from RefSeq and is a predicted model, not a curated record. Gene Ontology annotation, biological process: positive regulation of transcription by RNA polymerase II; meiotic cell cycle. Gene Ontology annotation, molecular function: DNA binding; DNA-binding transcription factor activity. Lineage: Eukaryota; Fungi; Mucoromycota; Mucoromycetes; Mucorales; Lichtheimiaceae. The transcript is spliced from 5 exons.
AUGAGCAUGCACGAAAAGGAAUGGAUCCCUUCAUGGGGUGGCUACACAGAACAAGCUCAUCGGCAUUCAACGUUGCCGGCCCCGAUUCACCCAACAUCCGCACAUCGUGCUGCUGUUGUACCACCUCAUGAGACAAGUUCAGAUUCUGCCAGUGAUCACACACCAACAACGACGACGACGACGACGACGCCCAAUGACUCUUACCUAAGCUAUUAUUAUCAUCAUCCGUCGAGUCCACAUUAUUACGGUUAUCCUGAUCCACGUUCUUCUGCUGGUGGUACUUCUUUACGUCGAUCAGAUUCAUCUCAAAGAUCUUUUUACACUGCAUACAGUUCCACCAUGUCUUCACAACCCACAACACCCAAACCAACAUCGACACCUUCUUCACCACAACAACCUACCACACCACCUCAACCAUCCACUACAACCACUCCUGCUGCUGCUGCUGCUGCUGCUUCCGGCAUCGAUCAUACACCACCUACUACAACAAGUAAUAAUGAUCCUAUCGCAUCGCCAACACUUGCCAAACGUACGCGUCAGGCAUCAGGUGUCUAUUCUGUGCAUGAACCAAGUCCCAAGUUUGGUGCGACAAAAUACAAUGGCAACCUUUACGCUGUAGAUAGGACCACAGUGCUUGAUGUACGCAUCCAAUCCAAGUUUGAUCGAGGAUUCUUCAUUGCGGAUAAUGAUUGGACAUGUUAUCGACGCAACUACUUCCAAGUCAGUGCAACCUUCAAUGUUCAAGGAUUUCCAAUGUAUUAUCAAAACCAAGAAGAGAUGGGAUAUCUUGUGCGAGGUGACAAUGAUCAAUUGUAUCCUGUGAACGGGUUCAUGAUGGGUAUAUCAGCGCGGGUCGCCGAUGAAGACAAGCUCAUCAGCCUUGUUCAACACUCUCCAAAACGCGACAAGGGUCCUCAAAGCAUACCAGAACCAAAACCUGUUCGAGCAGGUGGCGAUCUUAGUGUCAUGUCAGCUACGACCGAUCAAUCUGUGGUCACUUUUGAACGUAUCCAAUUUAAAUCAGCUACAGCAAACAAUGGGAAACGACGUGCCGCACAGCAAUAUUAUGUCCUUUUGGUGGAGCUUUUUGCACGUCUUGAAUCAGGUCAUUUGAUAAAGGUAGCAUCGAAUCGAUCAGCACCCUUGGUUGUGAGAGGACGUAGCCCUGGUCACUAUGCGGAACGAACUGGAAAGAAUGGUAGUGAGGAACCACAAAGACCACAACAACCAUCAUCAGCAUCUUCAGUCGCAUCACCCCCUUCUAGCAGCUCAGCAACAGUAUCCAACAUGGUGCCAUCCGCUGCUGUCACAAGCGAUUACUACUACAAUCAUCAUCAACAUCAACCACCUCCACCUCCACCUCCAGCACAACAACACAAUUAUUCAGGCAGUAAUGGAUCCCACAUGUCAAUGAUGCCGCCUCAUGUGGAAAGUAGUCCAGUGGUAAUGCGAGGUGCACAUGAUCGAUCCAUUUCAGCUCCUGGUGCAGUGGAUGUGUAUCAACAUGAUAUGAAUCAACGCUAUGGAUACUAUCAUCGCCAUGACAACAGCAACAACACAGCAUCAUGGAUGCAUACGCGAAUGGCAUCAAGUGGUGAAUCUUAUCCACAACAACCACAACACAUGUAUCCCUCUUCUUGGUAUUAUGGUGGACGUCAUCAUCAUCAUCAUCAUCACCAACAACAACAACCAACGACACCUACAGAUCCUGGAAUGGGUGGUGGUAGUAGUGGAUCUCAUGGCGUGGUCCAUUCUUAUCAUGGAAUCCCACCUCCUCCACCUCCACAUACAUCGUCAUCUUAUCGAUCCAUGCCACCCUCAUCUUCCUUUACAACCAUUGAAUACCACAGUGAUCCAGCCACUACAUCUUAUGCACGAGAAGAACUCAAGUUGGAAGGAGGAAUAGGAACGGCAGCUACUUCAGAUAUCAGAGCAACUCAUGCACCAGGCCAUCAAGAUCACAAGCCACCUCGCGAAGUUAUGGAACAAUGCGCACAAGAGUAA